UCGGGAAUGUACAUCAAGAUCAAAUUAUUUCUAAAUAAAAAUGGGAAAGGGACACCAAGGCAAGUGCUUUGGAUUCCUCCUCUUACUAUGCUUCUUCAGUUCAACUUUCGCACGCAGGAUUCUUAAGGAUCUAGACCAUGUAGUGAAGCCUGGGAAGGUUAGUUUGAGGGAACAAGAUCAUGGCUUGUUCAGUCUAGAACCUGACCACAAAGUCAAGCCUGGUCAUAAGCUGCAGUCCGCGUGGUGGGGUGAGCCAGAAGAGCCUGAGGACAAGGUCAAGCCUGAUCAUAAACUGCAAUCCAUGUGGCGUGAGCUAGAAGAACCUGAUCCUGAAAAAAAGCAUGCUCAUAAAGUAAUGCCUGAUUACAAAGAGAAGCUUAAUGAUGGUGGUAAAGAGAAGAUUGAUGACAUAGAGAGGCCUGAUCAUAAAGUAAAGCCUAAUUACAAUGAGAAGCUUAAUGAUGCUGACAAAGAGAAGAUUGAUGGCAUAGAGAAGCCUGAUCAUGAAGUAAAGCCUAAUUACAAAGAGAAGCUUAAUGAUGGUGGGAAAGAGAAGAUUGAUGACAUAGGGAAGCCUGAUCAUAUAGUAAAGCCUAAUUACAAAGAGAAGCUUAAUGCUGACAAAGAGAAGAUUGAUGACAUAGAGAAGCCUGAUCAUAUAGUAAAGCCUAAUUACAAAGAGAGGCUUAAUGAUGGUGGCAAAGAGAAGAUUGAUGACAAAGAGAAGCCUGAUCAUAAAGUAAAGCCUGAUUACAAAGAGAAGCUUAAUGAUGGUGACAAAGAGAACAUUGAUGACAUAGAGAAGCCUGAUCAUAUAGUAAAGCCCAAUUACAAAGAGAGGUUUAAUGAUGGUGGCAAAGAGAAGAUUGAUGGCAUAGAGAAGCCUGAUCAUAUAGUAAAGCCUAAUUACAAAGAGAGGCUUAAUGAUGGUGGCAAAGAGAAGAUUGAUGACAUAGAGAAGCCUGAUCAUGAAGUAAAGCCUGAUUACAAAGAGAAGCUUAAAGACAAAGAGAAGAUUGAUGGCAUAGAGAAGCCUGAUCACACAGUUAAGCCUAUGGGAUAUGGCUAUGGCGUUGGUUAUGGCAGUGGAGGCAGCGGCUUCGGAGAAGGAAUAGGCUCUAGUGGUGGCAGUGGCUUUGGAGAAGGGAUAGGCUCUAGUGGAGGCAGUGGCUUCGGAGAAGGGAUUGGCUCUAGUGGUGGCAGUGGCUUCGGAGAAGGAAUAGGCUCAAGUGGAGGCAGUGGUUUUGGAGAAGGAAUAGGCUAUGGUGAUGGUUCAGGUGUUGGCAUUGGAGAAGGAAGAGGAUCAGGGUAUGGCCAACCCAAUUGCGGUCCUGUCAGGGGAGCCCCAGGUACCGGAUUCGGUGAAGGCAUUGGACGAGGUAGUGGUUCAGGGGAAGGGAUUGGUAUCGGUAGAGGAGGAAGUGGCUCUACUGGUGUACCCAGUGUAGUUGUCCCUCCCAUAACUGUACCAGGCACAACAAUCCCUCCCAUAACUGUGCCAGGCACCCACAUUCCCGGUUUUACCAUUCCGGGAGUGACGGUUCCUGGCUUUGGUACUGGUGGAGGAUGCCAAACCGGUGGGUGCACCCCAAGCGUGCCAUACUACCAUCCACCUAUAUACCAACCACCAAACUGUCCCCAUUGUCCUCCUUUCGUUUCAGGACUAGAUAAAGGGACCAUGACCGAAGCUCUUGCACCCAUGUCAAAUGAGAUGCACAACUAAACUUUGUGUCCAUGGAGAACACAAAGUCUGACAAUGAGAUUAAAGUAUAUUUUGGUUUGGUAAAAGCUUCACGUUAAGUUGAAUAAUCCAACUUUAUCCCAAAUAAAGUUCUGAAUAAGUGAAAUGUGGCGAAGAAAUAGUAUUGUGUAAAGAAGCAGGCAACAGAAACUGUAUUUUGCAUUUUCAUGGAUGUAUCUUUGACAAUGAGUUUUUAAUAGGCCCAAGCUUGUAUUAUAGUGUGUUAUUUCCUUAAUUUUAAGAUAAAGAGUGAUUAUGGUGGUGGGUUUAA
Messenger RNA from Brassica napus (rape), 2012 nucleotides. Its product is annotated as zinc finger CCCH domain-containing protein 4-like. Lineage: Eukaryota; Viridiplantae; Streptophyta; Magnoliopsida; Brassicales; Brassicaceae. Bases 41 to 1723 code for a protein of 560 amino acids. The record is from RefSeq and is a predicted model, not a curated record. The transcript has a single exon.